UGCAUGCUUAUGUAUAGUAUUAGUUCCCUUUGCAUUUCAUAUAAUAAUAUUUCUCUCCCCCUCCUUCUUGUAAUACUCUUUAUCUUUUUUAUUUACUACUGUAGUUGAAAACACCAGGGUUAGGGUUAGGACAACAAUAGGCUCAGUGAUAAGCCACAAUUUUUGAAGCAAUUUAGAUUUAUUUUUUGUUUAUUUAGGGAUGCCGAAGUCGAUGUGUUGAUUGAUUUAAUAACUACACAUAUGUAGGUUCACCUGGUAGGAAAGGCCAGGAGUAGAAGCUUCUUGAGGAGAAAAAAUGUCGAUCACAGUCUCCGAAUCCUGACUGAGUUGACACUAACAAGGUCUCACAAGUGUGUAUUCUGGCUGUAUUUUAUUUGCCAAUUUUUAGAAAAUGCAAUUUAAUUAAAUUUUUAAUUAGUUUUCAGUUUUUCACUUAUAAAGUAAAUAAUGUUUUCUUAUUACAAGACAGUUUUGUACUGAUGUUUCUGUUGUAUGAUGCCAAACUACAGUGAAGUGGUGUUGCGAACAAGGCUGUGCUCCUGGCAGUCUGCUUCAGCUGAGGCUAUUUCUGAUUCACCCGUAGUAGACUAUUUCUCUCCAACAGUGUUUUACUAGUUUAAUCAGGCUUGACUCAUUUAAUGUUUAACUAAAAUCAGACCGUUUACAAUAGGUCAACUGGAACUGCUAUUUAUUUAGUUCCACUCAACACUCAUACCACGGUUUUACUCUACUGUACAUACAUAAAAGGCUAUUUUUGUAAACAAUUAAUAAAUAAUAUAUGGUCUUUUAUUUAGAUAUAAUUCUGUAGGCUGUACUUGUGUUAGGUCUGCAGGGUUUCAACUGUCUCAAGGACCCUAAGAGAAAGGGCAAACACUCUUUUACUUUGAUCAUAACCAAGAAAUACAGGAAGAGACAAACUGUGAUGCUGACUUUAAUUCGCUUUAAUCAGGCUUAAAACAGGUUUCAACACUGAACCUAACACACUUACAUUGACUUCAAUAAACAAAGGACUUUGCUUUCAGUUGACACAGAACUUUGCUUUUAGUUAACACAGAACCUUGCUUUUAGUUAACACAUGACUUACUGUACAUACUGUACAUUUACAAUGCACGACAGACAGAUGGAGUGGGAAGUGGGUGUGGCAAGGGAAUGAGAAGGAAGAGAGAGCUGAGAAAGAGCCAGCUCAGAGAUCCUGACACUUAAAGAAAUUAUAUUGAUAAUAAAAAUACUACAGUAUCACUGAAUUUGAUCUGUUUGAAACUGUCCUCUUCUAUUUCUCACAAAAAAUGAAUGUUUGUUGUGUUGUGAAUGUUUACUGUAUAUGUGUGAAGGUUGUGAAAUGUACAGUACCAUAGACAAACUCAGGGUUUAAACUCUUGUUGUCAGUUGUCAUAUUAUGUCAUAUUAUUAGCAUGGUGCUGGUGACGCCAAGGUGGCGGGUUCGAAUCUGACUUGAAUUGGUCCCAAGCCCAGAUAAAUAGAAGGGUUGUGUCAGGAAAGGCACUCCAACAUAAAAACUUACCAACAACUACCAUGCAAAUGAUUUGAAUGGUUGACUUACUAUAUAUAAAUUAAAUGUACUAUUUCACUGUAGUAACUUAAAGUAGGUUGUGGUGAAACAUUUGCAUACAGUUUUCAUGGGCUAUUAUGGUAUAAGAAGGCAAUAGUAGGCUGUUUUUCAAAAUAAUAACUCAAGUAAACAAUCAUAAUGAUUAUUUACAAGUAAAUAAUCAUAAUGAUUAUUUACUAUAUUGUCACUAAAAUAACAAUCUGUGGACAAAAUAAUAAACAUUUAAUGGUGAAUUGAGUGAUGCUGGUUGUGGAAAUAAAUGCAAUGCAGUACUGUAUGUUUUACAGUAAGUAGUACUGCUUAUUGAGAUAGGAUAAAGCUGUUGCAUAGUCUGCAUGUGUGUGUCUUUCUUUCUUUCUUUCUUUCUUUCUUUCUUUCUUUCUUUCUUUCUUUCUUUCUUUCUUUCUUUCUUUCUUUCUCUCUCUCUCUCUCUCUCUCUCUCUCUCUCUCUCUCUCUCUCUCUCUCUCUCUCUUUCUAGUCCAAGGACAAGGACAAGCAGUUACUAGGUUAGGUAGGUCUGGUAACUCUAAAUUAUCCCUGUGUGGAUGUGUAAGGAAUUCUGUUUGCUGGCCUUGUACUGUAUCUAUCUGAAAGUGAGACAAAAGCAAAAUAAGUCCUUGAUGUAGGCUACUAUAUCACUGCUAUUUAUUUCAGCAUCACUACAGCUACAAUAGAAGUCUGUUACUGAGAAUGAUCUAAAAUUAACUAGGUCGGAGUUUGGUACCACUUUAGGCAUUAAAGUACCGUACGAAACAUACAGCCCACCUACACCAAGGCUGAGUACUGAGCAACUGCGGAAAGACCUACAGUACAGUAGAGAAAAUGAACCAGUGACAUACAGUAACAAUUGGUUACCACAGCAACGCAGUAACAUACCACUGUGGAAACUGUACAUUGUCCACCUCCAAUGUUUGGAGGUGGAUAUAGUGUGUAUAGUUUGAUGACUAACAUCUUGUCUGCCUUUAAAACUUGUUGGUGUUCCAAUUAACCAAGCUACAUAUGUGUUUGACAGCAUACAUGCAUUUAACCAAUAAUUUAGCCAAUGACAGAGACAUAAAGAUGCCGUAAAGAUUUGCAUUCUGUGUUCAGAGUAAAUAUUCACUACAUCUUACAGUGGAUUUAGUUGGUAUUGCUGUGUUGAACCCUGUGUUUCCCUAGUGCAUUGUAGUAUCACCUUACCUUUUAACUGUGGCUACAAAAGGUUCUACUAUGAAUGCUGUAAAUUGUCCAGGUUACAGUAUCGUUUUUUCUAUCUAAUAAUCUACAUGCCAAGCUUUAUGUGACAUUACUAUUUUUGUCAUACAGUGGGUACAGUACAGUACUGUAUGUACACAAUGAUGAAGAGAAAAGUUAGCGCCACCAAACCUACGUGGGAACAUCCUAACCUGCUGGGCGGCUGCCAGAAAACAAGAGACUUUCAGGAAGUUUUUUUUUUUUUUGUGUCGCACAAAUCCUGUAGUUAAGCAUACUGGUCUGACAGCCUGUACACUCUAUUGGUGUGUGUGUGUGUAUGUGUGUAUGUUGCUGUGUGUUUGCUAACCAAACCAAACAGAGUUAAAAGAAAGGGGAAACAAACCAGAGCUUUGGAAGGAUUUGAAUGUAAACCAAAAAAGGAAGAUUUUUCCAAGUCACACCUCUCACUAUGUUGGAGUUUCCCUGUAUUCUUGUUUUAAAGUUACACUACCUUGAAGAGGACAAGUAUAUAUAGGAAUGGGAAGACAUCGGGCUAAUUUCCUCAUAAUUGCUCUUGUCCUUGUGAUGCUUUUAAUUUUGGAAACAAGCAAAGUCAAUGACUUUUCAAGCUUGGCUUCUCAGGAGUCCACCAAUGAAGAACACUUUCAACCUCAUACAAGGCACAAAAGAAAUGUGCCACUCAAUCUGGUAGACUAUGAAGUGGCUGUGGAGUUGAAUGUGUCAGAUGUUGCUACACUGAACUUACUUAAAAGUCAGCUGAGCAAUGGCACCUUUUCUAUUACUCUGAACAACAUUGUGAACAUCACAAGCAUUAAUAUCACCACAGUUUGCUCUCUAAGUAGUGCCGGUUUCCAGUGCAGAUGUGAGGAUCGGUAUCGUUGGUCAUGUGACCAGUGUCAAAGACUAGGAUCCUGUGACAACAUAAUUAAUGACACGUGUGGAUGUAUCAACACCAUUCCCCCUGAUGGAUUAUACUGCCAACCUGUUGCUCUCUCUGACUUUACAGCUUGUUCUCCUACAACAGUGAUUUCAAUACUACCAAGUGCUGCAGUUAAUGAUUACAUAAUGUCUAUUGAACUGAACAUCUCAGACGUUACAGUAAUAAAUCAACUGAGGACGAUCCUGAGCAACUUCAGUUUCCCAGUCAACAUCAGCAACCAAGUACAGAUAUAUGGCAUCAACAUUACUACAGUUUGUUCUCAGACUAACAGUGGUUUCCAGUGCACAUGUGAGGAUCAGUAUCGUUGGUCAUGUGAACAGUGUUUGUCAUUGGGAUCCUGUGAUAAUAUCACUGGAAACACAUGUGGGUGCAUCAACUCAAUGCCUCCUGAUGGGCUGUACUGCCAGCCUGUUCAUCAAAACAGCUUCACAUCAUGUCCUGUUACAAUUCCUCCUCCAACACUAACACCUCCUGCAGCUGCUUAUGAAUACAUCUUUUCCAUUGAGUUGAACGUCUCAGAUGUUGCAGUAAUAAAUCAACUGAGGACCAUCCUGAGCAACUUCAGUUCCCCAGUCAACAUCAGCAACCAAGUACAAAUAUAUGGCAUCAACAUUACUACAGUUUGUUCUCAGACUAACAGUGGUUUCCAGUGCACAUGUGAGGAUCAGUAUCGUUGGUCAUGUGAACAGUGUUUGUCAUUGGGAUCCUGUGACAAUAUCACUGGAAACACAUGUGGAUGCAUCAACUCAAUGCCUCCUGAUGGGCUGUACUGCCAGCCUGUUUAUCAAAACAGCUUCACAUCAUGUCCUGUUACAACUCCUCCUCCAACAUUAGCACCUCCUGCAGCUGCUUAUGAAUACAUCUUUUCCAUUGAGUUGAACGUCUCAGAUAUUGCAGUAAUAAAUCAACUGAGGACCAUCCUGAGCAACUUCAGUUCCCCAGUCAACAUCAGCAACCAAGUACAAAUAUAUGGCAUCAACAUUACUACAGUUUGUUCUCAGAGUAACAGUGGUUUCCAGUGCACAUGUGAGGAUCAGUAUCGUUGGUCAUGUGAACAGUGUUUGUCAUUGGGAUCCUGUGACAAUAUCACUGGAAACACAUGUGGAUGCAUCAACUCAAUGCCUCCUGAUGGGCUGUACUGCCAGCCUGUUUAUCAAAACAGUUUCACAUCAUGUCCUGUUACAACUCCUCCUCCAACACUAAUAUAUGCAGCUAUGACAAUGGAUCCUACAUCAUCAAUAACAAAUGCAGGGAACACAACUACUAUAAUGGGUCCCUCAUCACCAAUAACAAGUAAAACAGCAGGUGCAAUUACAACAAGCAAUCCUUCAAUAUCAACAACAACAAUCACAACAGCCACAAGUGUGUCCAACCAGAGUAGUGCAGUUAGCUCUCCAACUUCGGAUUCUUCCUCUACAACAGCUUCAACCACAAAUGUCCAAACAACUACAAAAACCAUGACUAAUAACCCUAUUCCCCCGACAACUACUGCUAUUGCUGAUACAACUAUCAAUACUGUCAUCACUACUGUUGCUUAUACUGUUAACAGUAUCCCCAACACAACCACUACCACAAAUGACACAACCAAUGCUACUAUUUCUACCAGAACCCCUAUUACUACUAACAGUACUACUAUUCCUAUCACAACUCCUACUACUAACAGUACCACUACUUCCGCUACAACAACUGCAAGUGCUUUAGUCACAAUCAGUUCUACAGCUGAUACUAUUAACAGUACUACUAUUCCUAUCACAACUCCUACUACUAACAGUACCACUACUUCCACUACAACAACUGCAAGUGCUUUAGUCACAAUCAGUUCUACAGCUGAUACCACUACACCCCAAAUGACGACCAGUACAACAACUACUACAUCUUCUACGCCUCGCCAAGACAUAUUUGAUGUGAAAAUGGAAGUUGAAUUAAAUUACACAUACACAUCAGAUUUAAAUGAUUCCAACAGUUCUAAUUACAACAAACUUCGUCAAAAGAUUCUAAACGUGUUACAAAUGCAGUAUAAAGGAAUCACAGGGUAUGAAGGUGUUUCAGUGAAAGGAUUCAGACAAGGGAGUGUAAUUGUAGACUAUGUCGUUCAGACAACACAAAUUAUUGCCGUUGAAAUAGCCACUGCAAAUCAGAAACUCCCAGAAGCAAUGGCAUCUGUUGCUCCUGUCCUUGGCUCAGUUUCUGCAGUGUACAACAGUUCAACUUCAAUCAGCCUGAGUCCUAGUCUCAUUUACACUGGUAACAUAAUGACUCUGACAUGUGGGCCUCUUAACAUUAAUGUGAGUGCUGCUACAUGGACGUUUCAAGGAGUGCAAAUUAAGAAUCACGGAAGGUUCAAUAUAACCACUACUAGCACUUUGUCUGAUCUCACCAUUAGCAACGUCAUUACAUCUGAUAUUGGAACUUACACAUGUACUAUGAUUGGAAGUGCAAUGACUUUUUUCCAGUCAGGAGUUGUAACAGCUGAUCAAGUCCAAGAAGCUCCAAAUCUGAAGUUACAGGGUGAAGUAAAUGUUGAAUACUCCAAAGGGGUGGACCUUCAGUGUUGUGUGCAACAGAACUUCACGGUGCACUGGUAUGAAGGCAAAACACAUUUAAAAAUGGUUUCUAACAGAAAUGCACAAUCUUACUGCAUCAUCUACAGUUUUCCGCCAAAUAGCAACAGUGGAUCAUACACUUUCACUUGUGAGGUAGAUAACCCACCAGGUUAUAAUCAGACAACAACUGUAAAAGUUUUUAUGGGUGAUGUCAAAUGCAACAACUCUCAGUUCGGGGUUGGACAAGAAGGUGAUACAGCAGUGACAUAUGCAUGUGAUCAAGGUCAGGAGGGGAGCAUGUCUGCAGUCUGUGAAUCGACAGGAAUGUGGAAAGUUAUGAGUGACAACUGCAUUAUAACCAUAAUCAAGAAUUUAAAUAUUGAAUCUCAGAAUGUGGGUACCGAACAAGUGCCAGCAUUUGUAAAAUCUCUAUAUGAAGCUGUCCAGCAAAACCAGAUGGAAAUUUGGAAUUCAUCUUGGUCCAUAUCAACUAUUGUUGACAUACUAAACACCAUUGCAAUUGUCCCCACUCCUGUUAACCAAACUGUCAUGGAGGAUGUAUUAAAUACUGUCAAUGCCAUUGUUGGUGAAAACACAACUGAGUCCUGGAAACUUCUCAAUGAAAAUAUGAGCAGUAACGCCAGCUCAGUCUUAUUGUCUUCACUGGAAUCUUAUUCAGAUAGUUUGAAUGAGGACUUCACUGUGGUAACUCCACUGAUUGUGCUCGAAAGGAAGAAGUUUAAUAAUACCUUCAAUGCAAUACUGAAUUCUAGUGUCACCAUAGACAUUCCAAACACCAACCUGACAGACAAAACGGUCACCACCAUGAUCUUCUUUAGCCUUAAUAAGGUUAUGCCAACACGGAACUCCACCACUGGAAACAGAACUACCAGCAAUUUCAUCAAUGCUGAUGUAGUGCUCAUAAAAAUAAAUGCAACAAUUCAAAACGUUAUCCUGCGCUACGUCAAAUUAAACAACGCCUCAACUUUAAACACCUCCCUAUCACUGAACAACUCCCUACCACUGAAUAACUCAGUGACACUGAGCCCACACUGUGUCUUCUGGAACUUCAAACUUUUUAGUAACUUUGGAGCUUGGGAUGAUACAGGCUGUAACUUUGUUUCUGACAUAAACAACAUAGUGACAUGUAACUGUAACCACCUCACCUCAUUUUCAAUAUUGAUGGCACCAGGCAUCCCUGAGUCUGAUUCAAUAAGAAGAGCCUUGGCCAUAAUAACUUAUAUUGGAGUUGGGAUAUCUUUGGCAAGCUUGGUUAUAUGUCUCAUUAUUGAAGGCUACGUUUGGAAAGCCAUUACCCGAAACAGCACCGCCUUCAUGCGUCAUGUUUCUAUUGUCAACACUGCGCUGUCUCUGUUGGUGGCUAAUAUUUGUUUCAUCAUCGGAGCUUCAAUUUCUAAGAACCCGGCUGAAGAUCAAUGGCAGAACUAUGAUGUUCCUGUUGGGGCAUGUAGCACAGCAACAUUUUUCAUGCACUUCUUCUACCUUGCUCUGUUUUUUUGGAUGCUGGUGUCAGGACUUCUGCUCUUGUAUCGGACCGUAAUGGUGUUUUCCCAUAUGUCCAAGUCAACCAUGCUGGCCAUUGGCUUCAGUUUAGGCUAUGGCUGCCCUCUGAUUAUAGCUGUAAUUACUGUUGCUGCCACAGCACCAGGACAUGGAUACAUCAGGAAAGAUUAUGCUUGCUGGCUCAACUGGACUGAGACGAAGGCCCUGCUGGCAAUGGUGAUACCUGCCUUAACCAUAGUGUCCAUCAACUUUUUAAUAGUAAUUCUGGUCCUGCUUAAAAUGUUAAGAAGAGGAGUGGGAGACACAUUCAAAAGAGAAGAAAAACAAACGCUGGUGGUCGUUACAAGAUGUGUGAUCAUUUUGACUCCUUUAUUUGGUUUGACCUGGUCUUUGGGUGUGGGGACAAUGAUAUCAUAUACAGAUGAAGGAACCCACAUUGCCUUUGCACUCUUCAAUUCACUACAGGGUUUUUUUAUUUUAGUGUUUGGGACAUUAUAUGAUUCAAAGAUACGUUCUCUCCUCUCAAGAAGGUACCUCACACCAAGCAUGGGCUGUUGUCCAACAAAAAGUACAAGUGGUGGUGAUACCUCUUCCAGAGGAUUCAAUAUAUUAAAUCAUUUCAGACGAAGAAAAAAUAUCUAUCAUGUUUCAGAAGCUGCAAAUCAGAGCAACAGUCAUACAUCAGAGUCAUAUCUUUGUCUCAGAAUGUUCUUCAAGCAAGAGUACUUAUCAUUUGGCUUAAUUGUGACCAUUUGUCCAAUGUGCUAUUAUUAAAAACAACCAGUUCCCAUGAAGACCUGAUUUCUAGCGGUAAGGUGUUCCAUAGUUGUUGGGCCAACUCACAGAAAACAAUCACACCAGAGAUUACUGUUGGACUGCGGAGCAAAACUUGUGUAGUAGAACAGAUUGUGCAAUAGGUGAAUUAGGUUGUCUAAAUAAGAAGGCGCAGUACCAUGGACUACCAUGGUCUAAACUCAAUUGGGAGCCAAUGGAGGAACUGAGUCACCGGUGUGACAGUCAAGAGACGUGUCACAACCUGACAUGACGCGUUUUCGAAACGCUGUUCUUGUGAAGCCCUUACCUUGCCAUACACAUGGCCAACAAUUUCUGAAAUUCUGAUCACAAAAUGAAUUGUGGUUAUAACCAAUCUACCCCUCCUCUCACGACUAGCUCCUAAUGCCAUAGCUCCUACUGUAGCUCCUAGCUCCUAACGCAUUGCUCUUACUGUAGCUUCUAGCUUGUCACCCACAGCUCUUAGCUCAUAACACCAUAACUACAAUUGCCAAAGCUUGAAAAGUACUGUAACACCAUAGCUCCCAGCUCCUAACACUAUAGCUUUGUAGCCCUUGGCUCUACAGCUCCAUAGCUCUUUGCUCCUGUGUCUUAGUUGUCUCCCUAUUGCCAUGUUCCUCAACGUUUGUUACUUUUCAUUCAGUCUAGAUUAGCUGCUUUUGUCCACCUGAAUUUUUUUGUUCUCAACUUUGUUUUAAAGGACUGUUAUUGGUUUGACCCUGCCCUGCUUAUUGUGUUUCUUCCGUCCUUUGUUUGUUGCAGAGCUUUGAGUUUAUGGAACCUAUCUUGUUCUGUCUGGCUCUGACUCAGUCCAACUAACAAUCUAGACCUGAUUGACCAUCUUGGAUGGUGGGUCCUGACAAUGAAAGGCUUUAAUCACCAUUUGGCAUUGUAAAAAUAGAAUCUUAUUCGUUUAACUGGUCUCAUACAGUUACUAAAAGUGGUCCAAUAACUUGGUGGUUUAUGCUGCAGAGCAGGAAACAUAUCUAACUCAUGCAGUUUCAAGCAGACAUAAUACUGUACCUGCAAUAGAUCUGCUGUGUCCUGGUUUCAUGACAUGUUUUACUGCAGAGUUAAACAAUUCCAAUUGAAGACUGCUGUAAAGCAAUUUAAAUAAUUGUGACAUUUCUUUACAUAAAACUUGCAGAAGUUAACAGUUAAUAUAAAUACUGUCUUUCUGUCACACUCUUGUUCUGUGAGUAGCUGGCUUUCUUGUCUGUUUGUGUCAGACAGACAGAUACCAACACAGAGAUCUGUGGGAUCUCUGAUGUCUUUACCUUCUGCUGAGGUCCCUGCUUCUCACUGAUGGCCUUGGCCUCUGAAGGUAUCCUCCCAGAGCCAAAUCCUUCUACAACCAGCCUCAUGCUAUGUCUUCUUCAAGUGGCCGUUAUUUCUGUGGGUGCCCUAGACGAUGUAGACAUGCAGAUGACUACACAUACAAGUACACUGACCAGAGACAGGAUUUUCCUAGUUCAAUUUUGUGGUCCCUUUUAGGCUGUCCUGGCACAGGUCCAGAUGACCUCGAAGCUGGCUGGAACCUCAUGUGACACCUUGCCAUAGAGUUCUGGGAGCUCCUAGACCAGCUUUGGCACGUACACAACAACCUAGGUGUUGUCCUCAUCAAUUACGGAUGGAGGAGAAUUGGCAUGAUGGAAUGAAAAUCACGCCAGAGCUACAGUGGAAGGAGCCCAGAGGAUGGUUGCACUCUACUACAAUGCCCAGCAGAAGUACAACCUCAAGCAGCUGACCCAGAGAGUACACAGAUACUGUAGUAGACUCUAUAAAGUGCCAUCAAGCCCUGAAUAAGCAUGAAAACAUCUAGACUAAUGUCCUGCUGGAGGAUUUUGGGUCCCCAUGACACAGUCCCCCAAAGUCAGCAGGCUGGUGGAGGCAUCAAGAGACGUUUACUGGCUUGUACACGGAGUGUCCUGACAGAGGCUCUGAAAAGGAACUCUGUUACCUCAGAGGAAACUGCAAUCAUAACAAGUGACUGACUAUCAGUAGUGGCUGUGUCUCAUCCUCCAAUAGAUUUGACUGUAUUUUAGUUUACAUGUAUUUUCUGUAAUAGUUACAAUAUUUUAGUUUUCUGCCACAGUUUGAAAAAUGAAUGUCAUGGAUUCAAUAAAUAAAAGCAUUUCUUCAUCUGGAUCC
Betta splendens (Siamese fighting fish) is the source of this 10715-nucleotide messenger RNA. Its product is annotated as adhesion G protein-coupled receptor F5-like. NCBI's taxonomy places the organism in Eukaryota, Metazoa, Chordata, Actinopteri, Anabantiformes, Osphronemidae. Gene Ontology annotation, cellular component: membrane. The record is from RefSeq and is a predicted model, not a curated record. The coding region runs from base 3282 to 8546 and encodes 1754 amino acids. Gene Ontology annotation, biological process: cell surface receptor signaling pathway; G protein-coupled receptor signaling pathway. The transcript is spliced from 34 exons. Gene Ontology annotation, molecular function: G protein-coupled receptor activity.